GCAGUCCUAUUAUUAGCUACCCCUUUCUGCAGCCUAUUUCUUCACAAGAGGGGAAAAAAUGGCAUCGACCUCAAUGUCCUCCCAUGGGUCUGGUUCAUGGACAGCUAAGCAAAACAAAGACUUCGAAAGGGCUUUGUCUGUUUACGACAAGGACACCUCUGACCGUUGGUACAACGUUGCCAAGGCUGUCGGAGGGAAAACUGCUGACGAAGUUAAGAGGCACUAUGAACUGCUCAUGGCGGAUGUCGAGUACAUCGAGUCCGGCCAAGUUCCCUUCCCCUAUAGAGCCUCUGCAAAUUAGCCCCAUGGAUGUUGCAUGUCAGCUGCAAUAAAGAAGACCACCUGGUAGCAGUUAAUAUUAAUUUAUAGAAGAAUCGGCCAUUAAUGAUUAUCUUCUAAGUUUUGUUGUGUUCUUAUAUUCCAUAAUUGUACGAGGAAGAGGCACAUAAUUGUGAU
Molecule: messenger RNA, 456 nt
Organism: Hibiscus syriacus
Lineage: Eukaryota; Viridiplantae; Streptophyta; Magnoliopsida; Malvales; Malvaceae
Product: protein RADIALIS-like 2
Exons: 2
Coding region: 59-301 (80 amino acids)
Molecular function (GO): DNA-binding transcription factor activity
Source: RefSeq, a predicted model, not a curated record